Besnoitia besnoiti is the source of this 2316-nucleotide messenger RNA. RefSeq names its product histone deacetylase complex subunit Sin3. Gene Ontology annotation, molecular function: transcription corepressor activity. Lineage: Eukaryota; Apicomplexa; Conoidasida; Eucoccidiorida; Sarcocystidae. The record is from RefSeq and is a predicted model, not a curated record. The transcript is spliced from 7 exons. Bases 1 to 2316 code for a protein of 771 amino acids.
AUGGGAGGGCUUUCGGACGGGGCGGAUCCCCCCACAUACCACGAAGCAGGGAACGGCUCCCGCGCCGGUACCAGCUGUAAGGUAUUAGACUCAAGAACAACACUCUCUUCCAAACAAGGCCAAGAGUUCGCUAUUUUGUGGCGUCAAUUUGAGACCUUCUUGGUCAGAAGGUUCAUCAACGAACCCGAGCGUUUGAUUUCUUUGAGCAGGAUUAUUGGCCACUACAGAUCACAAAGCAUUCGGGUGGAAGAACUCGCAUUCUUGGUGGGACAUUGUUUUUCUGAUUGUCCUGAGGUUCUGUUGUGCUUUUCUCUUUUCUUACCUGAUGGCAUUGUCCUUGACGGCGGCAGUCCCGCGGCUGCCAUGUGUGCAUUGAUACAGAGUGUGGCGCCAGAUAAGUAUGUCAUCUUUAGUCGAAUUCUGAAGACCUGCGUCAGUCAGACUCAUGACAGGGGUAGCAGAGAUCUGCUCCUGCAGAAGAUGCAAGCCCUUUUCCACGGCCAUCGGCUUGUCACCCGAGGACUGAGAAAAUUGCUCGUGCAGCAAUUUUGCAUGGAGAAAAAUAGUGGGAUCCGGUUUGUUAACAAACCUGUGGAGAUUCUUCGGCCAAAGGAUGAUGACCCGCUACAGUUACAUUCGGUCUAUAACAUGACCUUCCAAGUCGCCCUUCUGGCGGGGGACCGCGGCCGCGCUAUUGCGUUGGCAUCAAAUGUGUUGCAUUUGGCCCGGCUAUACGUCCGGGGGGCGAUAUCAUUCGAGCAAGUUAACGACGAGCUGGAUCGGCUUUGGUGUGGUUACCCGGGAUGGCACCAUGUUCUUCGGCUGAAGGAGUUGUUGUGCUCCAUUGUGCCAGAGGAUUUCGAGAAAAGCCAGCGGGUCACCACGCUCAUGCGCACUCUUACUAGUACGCAAAGUGCGUCGUGGCACUUUUGCGACGCUUCCGAAGGCCUCAAGACCGUGUGUGAGCUUUUCCUUCAAGACCUGGAAAACCGGUCCCCCACUCUGCGCCUCGAGGUUGACCAUUUGGUGAAACGCGCUCUGACGGAGGGAUCCUCAUGCGCACCGUCAGUGCAGCGGUUGGCGUCUUUGCUUGGGAAGCAACCACACAGCUGCGAGAAGCUGGGUGUUCUCACUCGGCUGGCAAUAGACCUCAGCAGCAAGGGCUCUUGCGUCGCCAACAAACGGCCUAGGGGCGACUUCGAAGACGGCUUAUCUGACAUUUUGAAGGAUGAAGACUGCAUCACCAGUAAAAAAGCAAAAACCGACAUGGACAAGGCGUCCACUGCAGCCGCGGUGGCGGCACGGUUCUCAGCUGAGUACUUGCCUACGCUCUUGCAGUCAACCGCGGAGACUCUCGCGCCCUUUAUCGUUCCUGCUCGGUUUCGAAGCCAGCAACUGCUAAUGCAGCUCGUGGGACCGAAAUGGCUCCCUAUGGUUUAUAUGAUCCUUGACGAAUGGAAUGAUGGCCUUUUUACAAAGGAGCAGGCCAUGGAGUCCCUGACGUGCAUUGCCGGAUCUGACUCUAGAGCGCGAAACGUUCUGCGGCCUCUGUUCACAUUACUGGAAAACAAGAAGGGUGCCAGGAAGCGUCACAUGACCGGUUCUUUGAGCCGCCAGCUGUUCGACAUGUGGGAGAGACGAGGAUCGUCAUAUCGGCGGCUGCCUCCCGACUGGCCUUUGCUGGAAUGUGGCGGCCGCGACGCGCUCUGCUGGGAAGUCUUCAACGACAGCUGGGCGUCCAUUCCAGAUAGUUCUGAGAGCCAGGCGCGGUAUACGAACCGGCACGAGGAGCAGCUGCUUCUCUUGGAAGACACGCGGUACGAGUGGGAUUUGCGUAUUGGAAGGCUGGAGGCGACCCUCAGACGGCUUGAAAAUAUCACCGAGCAGCUGACGACGAUCGAUCCGGAGAGGCGCCGGUUCGCGACGAUUCGCGUUAGCACCUUCAGUCAGCUGGACGUGACAAUUCUCAGGACUAUCUUCGGGCAGAACGCUGAACAGGUUGUGUCGUGCGUCUGCCUGUCCCCCCUGACGUCAAUCCCGAUCGUCCACGACACGCUCGUGACGAAGCUCAAGCAGUGGCGCGCCAUGCGAUAUUUCCUUCAGCUUGGGUGGGCGCAGCAGGAGGCCCCCCACUGGGCUGGGGCGAUUGACUUUAAAAAACGUUUUAUUGGCCGCCCAGGACCUGAGGAAGACGGCGGACAUCCGGAGCACCCGAGUAUGCGGCCGUCGGGACGGCCCAUUGACCGCAUGAACGCGCUGAUUCGCACUGCCACCGUUCCUCCCCACUCCAGUGAAGCGAAGCUUGCAUCUCGCUGA